Messenger RNA from Penicillium maclennaniae, 1017 nucleotides. Its product is annotated as RNA recognition motif domain-containing protein. The record is from RefSeq and is a predicted model, not a curated record. The transcript is spliced from 4 exons. Lineage: Eukaryota; Fungi; Ascomycota; Eurotiomycetes; Eurotiales; Aspergillaceae. Gene Ontology annotation, biological process: positive regulation of mRNA splicing, via spliceosome. Gene Ontology annotation, cellular component: spliceosomal complex. Gene Ontology annotation, molecular function: RNA binding. The coding region runs from base 1 to 1017 and encodes 338 amino acids.
AUGGCUGAUUACGACAACGAUAACGGCCGUUACGCCGACGAGCCCCGGUAUGACCGCGACCGCAGCGCCUCGCCUCGCGAUGAGCCCCGAGGUGAUCGCGGUGAUCGCGCUCGCAGCCGCUCCCCCAACGGCCGUCCCGACGACCGUGAUGAACGCCCCGGUCCCCUGCGUAAGGCUCACUUGCAAGAGGAAGAGGAAGAGGAAGGUGCCCUUAAUAGCGGCUCGAACCUGUUCGUCACUGGUAUCCACCCGCGCCUGACUGAAUCCGACAUUUCGCGUCUGUUCGAGAAGUACGGUGAUGUCGAGAACUGCUCUAUCAUGUUGGAUCCCCACACCAAGGAGUCCCGUGGCUUCGGCUUCGUCAACAUGGUCACCGCCGAGCAGGCCGAUGCAGCCAAGGAGGGUCUUCAGGGCGAGGUCAUCGAAGGCCGCACCUUGAGCAUCGAGAAGGCGCGUCGCAGUCGUCCUCAUGGCCCUGGUGCUCCCCGUGGCCCGCCCCGUCGUGGAGACCGCUACGAUGACCGCCGUGGUGCUGGUGGAGGUGGAGGCAACUGGCGUCGCCGCGAUGACGACUACUACCGCUCUGGUCGGUAUGACUCCUACAACGACCGCCGCGAUUACGGUCGCGAAUAUGGUCGUGGUGACUACCGCAGCCGUGAUUAUGGUGGUGGUGGUGGUGGUAGCGGUGGUAGCGGUGGUGGCCGUGACUACCGUCGCGAUUCUCGUGAGGACUAUGGCGGCUACCGUGGUGGUGGCAGCAGUGGUGGUCCCGACCGUUACGCUGAUCGUUACAGCCGUGAUGAUCGCCGUGGUGAUGACCGCCGUGGCGGAGGCGAAGAGUCUCGUGGCGGCUACUACGACCGUGAUGCCAACCCUCCCAGCUACGAAUCCGCUCCUCCCCGUGAGCCCCGUGCCCCUUACGCUGGUGGUGACAGUGCCGCUGCGGGUGCUGGCAGUGCUAGCGGUGGUCGUUCAUACGAGGGCCGUGGUGGUGAAGAUCGGUACGCUAGCAGGUAA